AUGACUGACGUUGGAGAGAUCCCAAUUAUUGAGUUCCUCAAGGACAAGAUUUAUUUAGGUGCCUACGACGCUGCGCCAGCAGACACUCGUCGUCGAGUGCACUUCACUAUCGACGACGUCCUGCCCUACAACAAUUUCCAUCAUGAUUUUGGCCCGCUGAGUGUAGCACACCUUUAUCGCUUUGCGGUUAUUCUGCAUGAAGUUCUUGGAGAAGAAGAAAACGCUGGAAAGGGGGUCGUUUUCUACUCGAGCACUGAUCCCAGAGCCCGGGCCAAUGCCGCCUGUGUGCUCUGUAGCUACAUGGUUCUCAUCCAAUCAUGGCCACCUCAUCUGGCGCUGGCGCCAGUUGCCCAGGCUAUGCCCCCUUUGAUGCCGUUCCGUGAUGCCGGCUACUCCGUCGCAGACUUUGGUAUCACCGUGCAAGACGUUGUUUACGGCGUGUGGAGAGCAAAAGAGAACAACCUCAUUGAUAUUCGCAAUUUCAAUCUUGAUGAAUACGAGCACUUCGAGAUGGUAGAGAACGGUGAUCUUAAUCUUAUUGCCCCACAUUUCGUCGCGUUUGCCUCCCCUGUUCAAGACGACUACAACGCUCCCUUGACCCCGGCCUUUGAGCAGGUCCUCGACUAUUUCUCUGCUCACGAUGUCCGCUUGGUAGUUCGUCUCAAUUCGCAUUUGUAUAACCGUGAAGAGUUCAUCAAGCGAGAUAUCAAGCACAUUGAUCUGAUCUUCGACGACGGCACCUGCCCCUCAAUGCUUUUUGUUCAGGCGUUUAUUGGUGCAGUCGAAGGAGUUAUCAAGGAGGGCGGCAAAGUUGCAGUCCAUUGCCGUGCUGGUUUGGGUCGCACAGGCUGCCUUAUCGGUGCUCAUCUUAUUUACACAUAUGGCUUCACCGCACAGGAAGCAAUUGCCUACAUGCGCUUCUUACGACCUGGUAUGGUCGUGGGUCCUCAGCAGCACUGGUUGUAUCUGCACCAAAAUGAGUUCCGUGAAUGGCGUCGCACCAUGACUCUUUCACGUCUCGCCGAUGAUUCUUUGGCCGGCUACAGCCCGCUUAUUCCUGUUGAGGAGAGCAUGCUGUCGCCCCGCCGUAUCACUUCAGCAUCGUCUCCUCCACGCACACCCGAGCGCAGUAUUCUGUCAAGCAUUGGCAGCUCUCAUAAUGCACUCCCUGUGCCAACCCCUGGACAGCCGCGAAAAUCACCCUCUCCUCUCCGCGUGGUCAGCCACAACCACUCGAUUGCUGGCCCACGGGCUUCAAAAUACAACUCAAUCUCCUCUUCUGCUGCCGAUAAUACCACCAACUCCGAUAACGAAGACAAUGGGAGGGAUGGAAAUAUUAUCACAAUGGCCAAAUCUCGCCGCAAUAUGACCGAGCAGAAUAUUCAGCACGAAAAAGUCAUUGGCCGCCAGCUGCGUGUGGUUUCAAACCCAUCCCCGCGCCGCCGCCGUCAAUUCUCCGGCGUUGACAUGCCGUCGUCACCUAUGCGCCGAACCUCACGGGUUUCUAGCAUGAUGCCCAGUGGCGUUCAUAAAUAA
This is a messenger RNA of Wickerhamiella sorbophila, 1536 nucleotides long. RefSeq names its product Tyrosine-protein phosphatase CDC14. The transcript has a single exon. Gene Ontology annotation, biological process: positive regulation of cytokinesis; microtubule cytoskeleton organization; regulation of exit from mitosis. Bases 1 to 1536 code for a protein of 511 amino acids. NCBI's taxonomy places the organism in Eukaryota, Fungi, Ascomycota, Dipodascomycetes, Dipodascales, Trichomonascaceae. Gene Ontology annotation, molecular function: protein serine/threonine phosphatase activity; protein tyrosine/serine/threonine phosphatase activity. The record is from RefSeq and is a predicted model, not a curated record. Gene Ontology annotation, cellular component: mitotic spindle pole body; spindle pole; centrosome.